This is a messenger RNA of Capsaspora owczarzaki ATCC 30864, 6738 nucleotides long. RefSeq lists its product as hypothetical. Lineage: Eukaryota; Filasterea; Ministeriida; Capsasporidae. The record is from RefSeq and is a predicted model, not a curated record. Bases 1 to 6738 code for a protein of 2245 amino acids. The transcript is spliced from 7 exons.
AUGGCAGAGCACGCUGCCUCACCAACCGAGGCCUUCCUGUGGUCGGGCUUCGGCCUGUCUCAGCCCUGGCGAAUUCCGCCGCUCGUCACUCCAGAGCCAGCUGCAACGGUUCAAGCGAAUGCAUCGGGAGCACUGCCCCAGACGGGCGCAGUCAAGAGCGUCGCGGUGGGCGGCGAGCACUCUGCGUUCGUCACACUCGACGGCACGCUCUUCACAAUGGGCUCGAACAAGCACGGCCAGCUGGGGCUCGGCGACACCCUCACGCGGACAGAGCCGACCCUUGUGCGCUUUGACGACGAGCAAGACGCAGCUGCAGCAGGCGCGCCCGUCGUCAUCGUCGCCGUCGCGUGCGGCCGCGAUCACACUGUUGCGCUCAGCUCGAGCGGACGCGUCUACGCUUGGGGCGACGCGCAGGACGGCCAGCUCGGGCUGCCUGCCGCCGAUGUUGCAUCCAACGGAUCCAGGCGAAUGCAGCUCCGACCUCGGCGGGUCCGGUUUCAUGCCUGUUCCGCCGACAACAGCCUCAACGCUCAGGAUCCCUUCGCCGGCAGUGCUGGAGGCGAUCCGUCAUUCCUAGACAGCGAACAUGAUCAACAGCAGAUGGACGAACGCAACCGUCCGAUCGGCCAGGUUGGAGCAGAGAUGGACGUUGUCAUUACUCGCAUCGCGUGCGGCAACUCUCACACCGUGGCCGUGAGCGACGAUGGUCGAUGCUUCUCAUGGGGCACCGGCUCGCAGCUAGGCCAUGGAGCUGAUGCUAUCGCCCGAUGCGACACACCGCGUCAGAUUGAGAAAUUUGUCGGAAUUCAAGUUGUUGCCAUUGCUUGCGGCCACCGCCACACCCUCGCCAUUGGCAAGCCGCAGGGCCCGCUCCGCAUUGCCAAUUAUUCAUUUGUAGACGAGCAAUCCACGCCUCGGGCCAUGUACCAUCGUGUGACUGAGGUUUACUCUUGGGGAGAAGGCGAAGCAGGCCAGCUCGGCCACAGUCAAACCACUGACCUCGCUGUUCCCACGCGCAUCGAGAGCCUCCAGAAUUGCGGAAUCCUUCGCCUGGCGGCAGGCGGAGCGCACUCAAUUGCCCUAUCAAACACUGGCGAGGUGUACGCUUGGGGAAACGGCUCACACGGACAGCUUGGACUGCCAGACAACAAGAGUGUGUCGUUUCCGAUGCCUGUUCUUGCACUCCGCGGCAAAAACAUCUUUUCCAUUGCUGCGGGCUCUGUUCAUACUCUGGUUGCCGGCGAGCGCACCAGUAGUAACGAGUGGGAGCUUCACUUUUGUGGCCCUCAACGCAGUCCUCACCUGGAACAAGUUGUUUUGAAGUCGGAGAGCCCCCAACCGGGCACCACGGCCGCAAACACGGCCCACAUGCCUCACUCGCCACGACUGAUUCGGUCCAGCAAGGAGGGUACCCUUCGAGGCGUUGUUUCAGGAUGGGAUAAUUGCGCCUGCGUCGUCGACAUGGCCUCGGGAGACACGUUCGUCAGCAUGCGAGAGUAUCUGCAAGCGGAGCGUACCUAUCUGAAGCGGCUCAACAUUGCCCUCGACGCUUGCUUGAAACCCCUUCAUGCCUCUGGGCUGCUCACCAUGCCAUCUACAUCUGAGAACGCGCACCCGCAAAUACAGCAGCCCUCUCCGACCCCCGCCGGAACUGCCUUGGCACCAUCUGUCUCGAGCCUACGCAACCUCCCCUCUCAGCUCGUCUCGUUGCCAAUGAAUCUCGGUUCUUUCAUAUCAUCCUCGCUCCAUGCAGGCGCUUCCGCUUUUUCUGGCGCAACAGCCGCUGCAUCGUCGUCUCCUGCAGGCCAACUGUCCUCCAACAUUUCGUCAACUCUGACAUCGACGCCGAAGAUGAGCUCUUCCCUGGCCAGCUUGGGGCCCUCCGUUGGUCCGCCUGCCGCAAGCUCAACCCCCACCACGAGCGCAUUCAAUCUCACUCCUUCCGCGUCCAGUGUCGGCACCGAUGCCGCUCAAGACUCCAAGUCGUACUUUGCCUUGUUGACACCUCUCUUUGAGGCGUUUGCGCAUGUGACCGAGCUGACUGCAGUCCUGGUUGAGCGGUUGACCUUUGAGCAGCUGGAUGUGUGGCAGCCUCGGCUUUCCUUCACCCAGCUCUUCUCUCGGAUUGAUCCUUCGCCGUUCGACCUGUACCGGCGCUACAUCCGUAUCAUUUCCAACGUCAUUGCUGUUGAUGUGUUCCAACAAUGCCGGCGCUCGCUUGUCGAGUUUAUCCCCUACCUCGACCAUUGCUUGGCCGACGCCAACGCGCGGUAUUUUGAUGAAAACGACCAGCUGGUCAAGUUGCCAUCGCCAGACCCGCUACGAGAGCUUCUCGAAUUGCCACUCAACCGGUUGUUCUUUUAUGCAACUCUGUCUGGGCGCUUGUCCCAUUUUCGCUCGUCGUCUGCGACGUCGUCGACCCCCUCGGCGUCCCUCAACGCGGUUUCAUCGUUCACAUCGCCGACGGGUACAGCUCUUUCCCAGCUGUUUGCUCAGGGCGCGUCGGCAACAUCGGCUUCUUCCGCGUCCGACUCGCCUCUUCUCACGCCGUCUGCCUCGGUCGUGUCUGUCCUCCACCUUCUUCCUGAUCGACCUCGACGUGCUCCGUUGAACAGUUUGAGUGCAGAGGCGCUCGCUUUGAGGUUUGCCGGCCUCGCAUCGCACUGCUCGCAAUCGCGUUCCGAAGCGGAGCGCGUUCGCCUGUUUUGGGAAGAGUACCCGCAGCUCUACAAGAGUCUGUCCGCGCCUGAUCGGCGUUUGCUGCGUCACAGCAAAACCAAUCCCCUUUCCUUUGCCAAGACGAGCACCCUGGACCUGUCCACCCAUUGGUUUAUCUUGUUUUCCGAUGUUCUGGUCCGCUCCCAAUGGGUCAUCCCAAGCCGCCCCAAUUCCAGCAGCACAUGGACCAUGUCCGUCGCGCCGUUGCUCGUGACGUGGCUCGGCGAUAUUGAAGAUACGCCGUCGCUUCGCAAUGCAUUCCGCAUCAUCACUGCUGACGACUCGUUCACUGUCUUUGCUGCGAAUCCGAAGGACAAGGCGCAGUGGAUGGAGGCCAUCACUGGAGGCAUUGACGGCGCCAUUGCUCGUGCCAACGCCGAGCUUGUGCUCGAAGAGCGAAUUUUGCACGCCGCGGCAUCGCGUAUCCUGCUGGCAGCAACCUCCGAGCAAGAGUCUGAGCAGUCAAUCACAGCGCCGUCGCCCCAGCAGCAGCAGCAGCAGCAGCAGCAGCAGCAGCAGCAGCAGCAACAACAGCAACAACACCUUCGACCAAAGUCGCAAGCGUCGUCGCAAUCGCAUUCGGACUCAAUCUCCAAGGCAGCUUCCCAUAUUUCGUUGGCCGCCUUGUCCACCAUGCUUCCACCUCUUCCCAUGGACAACAUUACGCUGAUGGAGCUUGCUCAGCAGAGCGAGAGUGUGAGCAUCGCGUCAAACACGCCCACCCCGCCGAGCGCAUCAACCCUGUCCCUUUUGGAAGCCCUUGCCCAGCAACCCCCGUCGUCCGAUGCUUCCUCCCAACCAUCGACACAGCAACUUCAAGCGCCGCUCAUGUUCCAUUCCGAGGCAUUCGCCAUGGACGUAGGGAAUAGCUUCUUUUACCCGCACGAUCCCGUGGCGUUGGCGCAACAGCAGCUGCUCGAGCGUGAGCUGGAGCUCCACGCCAACCCGUCGCACCGCAAUGGUGAUUCGAAGCAGCUGGACUCUGCCUCGCUCGACACUGCGUCCGACAUUUUGAGUCGAUUCACUCAGCACUACGCUGGAAAUUCAUCGUCGUACAAUCCUGCCGCCUCCGCCUCCAUGCAACCAGACUUUAUCCGGCUCCGAGACAUGAUGGCGCUCGUGAUUACACACGCCGCUCGCAAAAAGAAAAUUGACGCAACGGCAACAGGCACGUCCUCCCGCUCUGCUGCUCCGAGCACGGUGCCGUUCACUCUGCUGCAUCCAUUGAAUGAUCAGCACCACCGAUUCGCCCAGCACACGUUUAGCAGCAAGACCGGUUACCCCGAUGCGACCUACCGCGGCCAGUGGUUCCAAGGCAAACUGCACGGCCUGGGCGAGAUGGAAUUGCCCGACCAUUCCAUCUACCGCGGCUGGUUUCGCAACCACCAGCGCGAUGGCCUCGGGCAGCUCGUGAGCGCCGACGGGCGCGAGACCUAUGACGGUCAUUGGGCCCAGGGCAAAAUGCACGGCACAGGCACGAGGCUGUACGCGGACGGCUCGCUCUACGAUGGCGAGUGGCGAGCUGGCUUGAGGUCUGGCCACGGCAUGUUUGUCAGCAACACGGGCAAUCGCUUUGUGGGCGGCUGGAAGAGCGACAAGCGCGACGGCUACGGUGUGAGCGAGGAUCUGGAGCGUGAAGAAAAGUUCCUUGGCAUGCACGCUGAAGACUUGCGCUUUGGUGCUGGCAUUUUGGUCACGGGCUCUGGCAGCUUCUUGGAAGGUCGAUGGACGCAAGGCAAGCUGCAAGGCACAGGGUUGUUGUUGACUCCCGGCGAAUCGUCCUGCUUUAUCGGCGAGUUUGCCAACGACAACACGAUCAACGGCAAAGGACGCUUGAUUCUGCCUGGCGACCAUCUGCUGCAAGGCAUGUUCAACGGCAACUGGGCGGAUGGCAUGCGAGUCAACGGCAUGCUGUCCCUUUCCAAGGAAUCGGGGGUGGAUGGCACGCCCUUCACAGCUGGAGCCGCACAAAAUUCGCCUUCGCCCAGCACAAAAGACAAGAAGCAUGACAAGCAGCAGCAGCAGCAGCAACAACAACAACAACAAGCCAUCGCUCAGCAACAGCAACAACAGCAGCAACAACAGCAACAACUGGCGCUUUCCCCAGACACCAGAAAUCACCGCUCGGCGACCAUCUCGGGGACGGGCUCGCUUGCCAAACGGAACCUGGCAGUGAACUUGCUGUUUCCUCCACUGAAUGACACGCUGGCCGCGUAUCAACAGUACCACCAGCAAGUGCAACUCAUGCGUCCUGCCUCGAGCUGCGCGCUCAGUGGCGUUCCCGCUGCUGGAGUUCUUGGGUUUGUGCCGCCAACGAGCAAGUGGCUCGAACUCUUUGCCCGGUGUGAGCGCGAUCUAGAGCUGCCCAUCCCGCUCGUCGCCACGUCCUUGUCCUCGCCACUGGCCAGCUUCUUUGGCUCCACCGCCACGUUUGUGGAUGCUGCGUACUCGCUUGGAAGUGGCGCCAACGCUCGGGGUGGCACUGGCUCCCUUUUGGCCGUGGCUGUGAACGCCCUCCUCAACCACCCAUUUGUCGCCGUUUCCGUGUUGCAGCCUCAAGAAACGAGCCUUCGCAUGUUGGCGGCCACGACGGUGCGCGAGCCGAUUCACCGUCAAUCUUCUGUACAAAUCCCGGCAUCCACUGCCGGCGAAGACAUUGACCGCACGAACGGCGUGAUUCAGCAGUCCUUGGCAACGCUCCGUAGCGCGCUGGCCACCCCAGCGCUUCGCCUCGAAGCGGUGCUCCAGGCGUUUACGGCUGUGGAUGACUUGCUCGCGAAAGAGGUGCAUCCUAUUGCACAGCUCGUACGCGACAUGGCCGAUGCCUUCCAGCAGUCCUACGUCGGGUAUGCGACGCAGCUCCGACUGCUUCCGUGCGCCCUCGAGGAGAUCCGGUCGAUUUUGCAACGUACUGAGCAGUUGGUGUGCGCGCAGCUGUCCAUGCUCAACCUGCUCGCCCAAGACUUGGCCGUGUACGAAGAAUCCAACAAUUUCGCCAACGGCCAAGCUUCAGGGCCUCUCUUUGAAGGUCUGUUCACCUCGGACAACUUCUCCUCGCCGCCUGCGGAUGCGUUGGUUGUCCGCGAUAUUGUCGAGUCUGUAGCCAGCGCGAUGCGGGGCUCUCGUAGCGCGACGGCGUCGACUUCCGUGGCAGCAUCUGAAAUUCCGUCCAUCCAGGAAACCGCCUCGGCGUGCUUUGCCGUGGAAUACGGCCUUCCACCACCCUCGAAUGUUGGUCGAUACUUGGUCGAUCGGCACGUGUUUAUCAAAGUCCAGUCCCUGCUGUUGACUCUGUACGCGCUCGUGUUCAAGGCCGACGACGAAAAGUACUGGGCAAACUUGCGUGUGUUGGAUGCGAAACCGGAUGCCGAGCUGAUGGCGCACUUGGGCAUUCCCGAGCAUUUCCGGCUUGUGCAUGGCUCUGCUCAGUCAAAAUCCGAGCAAAGGCUCUCUGGCAGCUUUGUCAGCGAAACAAGACUGGCGUCGCGAGCUCUGGUGCUUCCCAACGCGUCCAAUCCUCCAGCGCCUACCACAUCCUCCUCAACCGCCUUCAACACACCUGCCAACCUGAAUGAGGAAGUCUUGAACGUGCCCCAAGACCUUGUGUCUCCAACUUCCCCAGAAAUCCACACUGGCCUGUUUGAUCAGGCCGACUUGGCCAAGGCCGAGGCCGAGCGUGCAGCCCAGACGAUCGGCUACCACCGCGCGAUCGCCACGCUUUCCCAGAUUUCGCAGCUCCACGCACCAGCGGAUAAGAUGCGCUGCGUGCAAUCUACAUUCCGGCUGUGUACCAAGGCUGUCCAAGCGUUUUCGAUGGGUCGCGAGCGCCUCGUGUCGAUGGAUGACAUUCUUCCAGUUUUCUUGUUUGUGGUGGUCCGUGCCCGGAUUUUGCAACUGGGUGCCGAGCUGCAACUGAUUGAAGAUUUUAUUGGAGAGGACGUGCGCUUUGGAGAGAAAGGCCUCAUGUUUGUCACUUUGAGAGCUGCCUACGAGCACCUCAAGAACGAAAGUGGGGUCUAG